GUGGCAUCUAUAGGGGCCUGACCCUACUGCAACAAGCUGGACAUAGCAAACAACAAAUCCAGUGGUCCUGGGAGUGAGCAGCCAUCCACGCAAGAAUCAGCUUUGGCAUGCUCUUCCUGAGAGCUAAUUCUUCCUUUGCUGAUGGGCAACCUAGAUUGGUCUCCCUUCACUUCCCAGACUCCUUUCAUGAUAUAUGCAAAGCAGAAUGGGCCUCCCUGAAUAAGCACAAGCCUGCUCACAAGCUGGUUAAAAAAUGCUUCUUCUCCCAUCAGAGUGUUGGAACAGCUGAGAACCUCCACUGUGGAUUAGCCAGUAGCUGCGCUAUCCUAUACUUUCCUCCUGGGAAGGAGGCUCCAGAGAUCCAUGUGAUAAGAGAGCGGAGGCUGCACUGUGCAGGCACUUUGAGGCUGUGGCUUAUGCCUUACAAGCUUGGAAGUGGGUUCUGUUUUUGCCCGGGCCAAUAUGCUGUGGCAGCCAGGGAAGAUGUCCUCAAGCACACCAAGGAUGCAGUCAAGAAGAUGUUCCUUGCAACAGCAUUCCAGGCAGAAGCAGCAAGGGAUGCUAUGCAGUUUAGCGCCAGAGCCAUGGUGGCAAGCACUGUGCCUCAGUGCAAUAUCUGGCUUCGCAGCUGGGAGGUGAACCCCCGAUCACGAAUCCAGGGUGGCUGGCUUGCUCUUUGCAGGAUCCAAACUGUUUGGGGAGCCACUGGAGAAAAUCCUCAGAGGCCUUGCCCUCACCCAGUCCUUUCAGGGUUUUGGGGGCUCAAGAUCGUUCCAGUGCCCAUGUUCCUCUGGGAGCUUCAAACAACACUGGAGCAGGACAGACAGGUCUUCAGGGGUGGCUUCCCCCAGAAGUCAGUCAUCCUCAAGUUCCAAGUUCGAGAAGGGGACAAAGAAGAGCAGUUUGCAUGACACCAGCAGAGCAGUUCCCCAGCACUCCAUAGGGGGCAGGCUGCCAGAACCACCUCAGACAAAUGGGUUCUUCAAACUGUUUCCUCAGGGUACUCAUUGGACCUUUCCAGGUUGCCACAGGAAAAGUUCAUAGCAACUCUGUACUCCAAGAGGCCAGACAAACAUUGGGCCUACCUCAAGGCCAUCAGCCACCUCCUCGACAUCCAGACAGUGGAGCUGUUCCCGGGACCUAAUCGAAAGCAGGGGGUGCACUCAAUCCUGUUUCUGGUUCUGAAGAAAAAUGGGGAUGUCUGCACUAUAUUGGAUCACAAGUGGCUGAACAGAAGAGUAAUGUACAAGAAGUUCAAGAUGGAGACCCUGAAGUCAAUAGCAGAGGCCAUCAAUCAGGGCAAUUGGAUGGCAUCCAUUGACUUAUCCAAAGCAUAUCUUUGCAUACCUAUCUGUUGCAGGCACAGGAAAUACCUUUGAUUCUACUACAUCAGGAGGCACGUUAAGCACAGUGCUCUUCCAUUUGAUCCUGUCUCCAUCCCCAGGGUCUUUACCAAGGUACUAGUUGCUCUGGUGGCAUACUUGAGGACCCUGGGUGUGGGGCUACAUCCCUAUCUGGACAACAUCCUCAUCUGGGCACCAUCAAAAGAGCAAUGUUGGAGGGACGUUCACUCUGGCGUGCCUGAAGCAGCACAGGUUCAUUGUGAACAUGGCUGCAGAUUAUCACUCAUCUGGGGGUUCAAAUGAACAUUUUGCGACUGCGCCUCACCCAGGAGCAAGUGGACAAGAUCAUUUCUCUGUUGGAGAGGGUCAUUGCCUUGGGAUCUGCUGAUGGAGCUGGCUAAGCUUCAAGGGGUGUCUGUUUUGUGCCAGAACCUGCUGAAUUGGUCUCUCUUCCACUUUUGGCCACUGCUUCAGGUGCUUCUGUGGUUCCAGCAGCAUUAUUAUAUCAUGUUUUAACUCAUGAUCACUUUCACUCUGAUAUUAUUUUAUGCUGAUUUUACUAUAUA
Molecule: messenger RNA, 1909 nt
Organism: Rhineura floridana
Lineage: Eukaryota; Metazoa; Chordata; Lepidosauria; Squamata; Rhineuridae
Exons: 2
Coding region: 108-911 (267 amino acids)
Source: RefSeq, a predicted model, not a curated record